This is a messenger RNA of Tilletiopsis washingtonensis, 1054 nucleotides long. RefSeq lists its product as hypothetical. The coding region runs from base 77 to 970 and encodes 297 amino acids. The record is from RefSeq and is a predicted model, not a curated record. Gene Ontology annotation, biological process: chromosome segregation. The transcript has 3 exons. Gene Ontology annotation, cellular component: Ndc80 complex. NCBI's taxonomy places the organism in Eukaryota, Fungi, Basidiomycota, Exobasidiomycetes, Entylomatales.
CCACCACCACCACCACCACCACCACCACCACCACCACCACCACCUCCUCUUCCACCGCUCAUCCCCACCCCUCGUCAUGGCCAAGCGCGUCUCCAUGCCGGGCACCACGCCCCGUCGUUCCACGCACACGCUCUUGUCCGCCUCUACGCCGCGCUCGCACGUGGCAUCUUCGGCGGUAGUGCCGUCGUACGAGCUGCCGGCGCACGCGCUGCUCGACGUCGGCGGCGCCUCUGCGCCGUCGCUCGACUUCGGCGCCCUCUCGGCGCGCAUGCGCGCCUUUGGCCUCGCCCUCGAGCGCUUCGUCGCCGACAGCUGUGCGGACUGGGAUGCGGAGCGCGACGAGACGCAGCGCGCCCGUGCCGCGGCGGCGGCGCAGCGCAGCGAGCGCGAGCGCGGCAUUGACGAGGCAAAGGAGAGCCAGAAGGACUUUUAUGCCACCAUUGCCGCGGAGCGCCAGGCCGAUGCCACGGCGCGCGAGGCGCUCUUGGAGCUCGAGCGCCGCCUCGUCACGCUCAGCGCCAGCACGUCGAGCGCAUCCAAGGACCUGGCCGACGUGCGUGCCAAGCUGGCGGUGCAGCAGGCGCAGCGCAGCGCCGACCGCGACGCCAUCCACGCACGGCAGAGCGAGCAUGGCGACGAGCUGGCCAAGCUGGAAGACCUGACGGGCCUGCGCAUCAGCGGCGCAAAGGAGAGCAAUAGCUUUGCCUUUGCAUGGACGCUGCUGGACGAGGCCGAGCCAAUGCGGCAGUUCUGCGCCACGCUCGUCAUCUCGGACACGAAGCAGCGAGGCAAGAAUGUGUAUCUGCUCAAAGCAAUCGCCCCGCCACUGCGCGACGCCGAGCGUGCAGCGCAGUACGUGGCCGAGCUGAACCGCACGCGCGACCUGUACGGCUGGGCGCGCAAGAUGCGCGCCGCCUUCGUCGAGACGCUCGCCGAGGAGAAGGCACGCAAGGCUGCUGGUGCCGUCUAGAGUUUCGCAGCGGAGGUGGUGGUCUUGGGGGCGCGCGCGCGGUCUGAGGGCUGAGAUUGCAAUGUCACUUGUAUUUGCCACAUU